This is a messenger RNA of Zerene cesonia (dogface butterfly), 1521 nucleotides long. RefSeq names its product proton-coupled amino acid transporter-like protein pathetic. Gene Ontology annotation, biological process: amino acid transmembrane transport. NCBI's taxonomy places the organism in Eukaryota, Metazoa, Arthropoda, Insecta, Lepidoptera, Pieridae. Gene Ontology annotation, cellular component: vacuolar membrane. The coding region runs from base 185 to 1504 and encodes 439 amino acids. Gene Ontology annotation, molecular function: amino acid transmembrane transporter activity. The record is from RefSeq and is a predicted model, not a curated record. The transcript is spliced from 8 exons.
UCAAACAAGAGUAAUGUUUUAAUUGUAGGCUAUUUAGAUUUAACGUAUAUUCAAGAAUUCAAAAAUUAUACUUUUAUUAUUACUGAACUAAACGACGGAUUUAUUUAUAAACGAAUUUGAUAUCAAAUGAUUCCUGUUAAUGAAAAGUGAAACUGUUCCGUUGAAGUGAAGCGUAUUUUUCAUUAUGAGUGUAACAUUAGAGAAGAUUGAUUGUAAGGAAAGUGAAUACAAUCCAUAUGAACAUCGAAAAGUGCUAAAACCUAGUUCUGACGUAAGGGCUACUGCAAAUAUAAUAAAAGCAUCGUUAGGUUCAGGCCUGUUAGCUGGUCCUCUGGCAUUUUCAAAUGCUGGAUGGGGAGUGGGAAUAAUAGGAACCAUUAUUGUUGGUGUCAUUUGUGGACAUUGCAUUCAUAUUUUGGUGAAAACGUCUAGAGGUUGUUGUAAAAUCGAAAAAAAACCCCAACUAAAUUACGCUGAAACUUGCGAAUCUGCGUUCAACAAUGGACCUAAAUGCCUCCACCGAUACUCCAAAGCAGCGAGUAUAUUCGCUGAAUUUUCACUGCUAUCAACAUACGUCGGUGUGUGUUGUAUUUAUACAGUUUUGAUAUCGGAUUCUAUCAAACAGCUAAUAGAUAGAUAUGUCCCCAGCGUUAAUUUACCAGUUGAAUAUUACUGCCUCAUAAUUUUGAUACCAUUAUGCCUCUUAUGUCAAGUGAAGUAUUUGAAAUGGCUCGCCAUCUUCUCAAUGCUGGCAAACUUUUUCUUAAUAGCAUCAUAUCUUAUUUGCCUUUAUUACAUUUUUGGGGAUGAAAUCAACUUUUCAGAUAAGAAAGUUGUUGGUGACCCGUCCAGAUUUCCGGCUUUCAUAUCGACCGUAAUUUUUGCAAUGGAAGGUAUUGGCUUGGUCAUGCCCGUUGAGAAUGCGAUGAAGAAGCCACAGCACUUUCUUGGAUGUCCGAGUGUUUUAGUGGUGGCAAUGUCGGCUAUCGUAUUUUUCUAUAGCACAUUGGGCUUAUUUGGUUACUUCCGUUAUGGAGACCUUGCAAGAGGAUCAAUAACGCUAAAUCUGCCCAUCGACGACUGGGCCGCUAUAUUUGCAAAAGUUUUCAUCGCCUUGUCCAUAUUCUUCACAUAUCCCUUACAAUUUUACGUUGUCUUUGACAUAUUUAAGAGAUACACGGACUCGUACAUCGGGGAGCGUUACAAGAACAUAGUUGAUAUUGGUGGUCGGACUGUAGGAGUUUGUUUCUGCGUUGGAAUUGGUGUUGCUUUGCCAUUACUGGAACAAAUCAUCAACCUCGUUGGCGCCUGUUUCUACUCCAUCUUAGGGCUUGUCAUCCCUGGAAUAGUCGAGACUGUGUUCCGAUGGAACAACCUUGGAACAUUUAAAUGGGUCCUUUUAAAGAACAUAUUCAUUGUUCUAUUUGGUCUUGGCAGUUUAAUUUCAGGAUGUACCGUAACAGUUCUUGAUAUUAUCGCCAUAUUAAAUAGCAAAAUUGAAUAGUAAAAAUAGUUAUUAAU